Spea bombifrons (plains spadefoot toad) is the source of this 1954-nucleotide messenger RNA. It is a transcript of the gene GPR173, whose product is annotated as G protein-coupled receptor 173. The record is from RefSeq and is a predicted model, not a curated record. Lineage: Eukaryota; Metazoa; Chordata; Amphibia; Anura; Pelobatidae. Gene Ontology annotation, cellular component: plasma membrane. Gene Ontology annotation, biological process: G protein-coupled receptor signaling pathway. Gene Ontology annotation, molecular function: G protein-coupled receptor activity. The coding region runs from base 326 to 1444 and encodes 372 amino acids. The transcript has 2 exons.
GUAGAAGAUGGCUGGUCCCGUUUUGCUGGAGUGGCCUGGAAGGAAAAAUCAGACGGGUGUCCCCUCCGCACGGCUCCGUGGUGCUCCCACCUCUGUAGUCUCCUGUUGGGUCACAACUGAGACCCUGCAGCUGAACAGUCUGCUUUUCUGCAACCUCUCCUAUAUUUCUCUUUUCCUUAUCUUUGUCCUCUUACCCUCCUCCUAUUUCCAGCCUCAUAACUACCUGCCUGACACUCCAUCUCACAUUAAAGCCGCAAUUGGGAAUGGAGCAGCACAAACUGAGAAGCGGCCGCUGACCAAGGGCUAGUUGGAGCGAGCCUCCAACAUGGCAAAUGGCAGUGAGGCGGAGGAGCUUGCUGGCUCUCUUGCCCAGUCUACAGCGAUCUCCACACACCUCAAGCUGGUUCUGUUGGGCUUCAUCAUUUGUGCCAGUUUGGCAGGCAACCUCUUGGUUUCUCUGCUGGUGCUGAAAGACCGCUCAUUGCACAAGGCUCCUUACUACUUCUUGUUGGAUCUUUGUCUUGCUGAUGCUGUCCGAUCUUCUGCCUGUUUUCCCUUUGUCCUACUUUCUAUACGCAAUGGCUCGGCUUGGGCCUACAGUCUGCUGAGCUGUAAAGUUGUGGCAUUCAUGGCUGUCCUCUUCUGUUUCCAUGCCUCUUUCAUGCUUUUUUGCAUCAGUGUUACCCGUUACAUGGCAAUUGCUCAUCACCGAUUUUACUCCAAAAGAAUGACGCUCUGGACGUGCAUCGCAGUCAUUUGCAUGGUCUGGACCCUGUCAGUAGCCAUGGCUUUCCCACCAGUCUUUGAUGUAGGUACUUACAAGUUCAUCCGUGAAGAGGACCAGUGCAUUUUUGAGCAUCGAUACUUCAAGGCCAACGAUACCCUCGGAUUUAUGCUGAUGCUGGCAGUGCUCAUUGUCGCUACACACAUCGUCUAUGCUAAACUGCUCCUCUUCGAAUACCGCCAUCGCAAAAUGAAGCCGGUGCAGAUGGUCCCGGCCAUCAGUCAAAACUGGACAUUUCAUGGGCCUGGGGCUACAGGGCAAGCUGCAGCCAACUGGAUUGCUGGAUUUGGCAGAGGGCCAAUGCCACCCACUUUGUUGGGUAUACGGCAGAACACUCAUACAGCCAACAGGCGCCUCUUGGGCAUGGAUGAGUUCAAAAGUGAGAAGAGGUUGGGGAGGAUGUUCUAUGGGAUUACCCUUAGCUUUUUGGUGCUGUGGUCACCCUACAUUGUGGCCUGUUAUUGGAGGGUUUUUGUGAAAACCUGCAGCAUCCCCCAUCGCUACUUAUCCACUGCUGUGUGGAUGACAUUCACUCAGGCUGGGGUGAACCCCAUCAUGUGUUUCCUCCUCAACAAAGACCUAAAGAGCUGCCUACAGCUCCACAUUCCCUGCUGGAGGACGAAAGCCUUGCUACCUAGGGAGCCUUACUGCGUAAUGUAAGAGGGGACCACACCUAACCUCAGUGAUCGGGAGACGCGGAGUGCUUGGAAGGAACGGGCGAGAUCCAAACGUAAUUGGUCUGUCUGACCAUCUCCUAGAGAAGAAGAUCAACACAAAAGAAAAUUGAAGAGAAAACAAACAAAAAAAAUCUAAAGACCAUUUUUUUAAAAUGAUUUUUUUUCUAGACUAAGGUGUAUUUGUGAUCCUAUAAAAGGAGGACAUGGGGCGGGGGGAGGGUACGUGUGCGAGAAUUUCUGGGAUGUUUUUUUCUAUUUCAACUAUUGCAUAAGGGGAGAAGGGAGAUGGAUGGGUGGGAAGGGUGGUGACGGAGGGAAUGCAAAGUGCGCUAAGAGGGAGGGAAUGGGAAGGCUGAUGGGAAUUGAUGUAUUUGUUUAUGAACUUAUUUAUUGACACUUGUAUUAAUGUCUCUUGAUUGACUUGAAUGUAAGGGAGUUAUUUUCUAUUUGGUUAAUAGGUAAAUAAGAUGUGACCAUUCUACUUGAACAACAA